This is a messenger RNA of Rhizopus microsporus ATCC 52813, 665 nucleotides long. RefSeq lists its product as uncharacterized. The record is from RefSeq and is a predicted model, not a curated record. NCBI's taxonomy places the organism in Eukaryota, Fungi, Mucoromycota, Mucoromycetes, Mucorales, Rhizopodaceae. The transcript has a single exon. The coding region runs from base 180 to 386 and encodes 68 amino acids.
GUUGCUACGCGACCGAUUCCGAUUACCAGUGAAGAUGAGCAUUUCGUCACUAUAGGUCUGUGGCGCGCACGGAUCAAUCCAGUGGAUCACGACUAAGGGCUUCCUCGAUCUAUAAAUACAUGCCCUUCUUUCUCUCUUUUCCCGUUCCUUACAACACUUACACAUACACAAUUCGCAACAUGACUGCUCAAUGGGUUUACGCUGCCGGAUCCGCUUGGGUCACCUUUGAUUCAGCAACACAAAAAAUGAUUGAAUCACUUUGGGAAAGAGACGGUGCCACUUGGAUCAAUUGCCAAUGCUUCCAUGGCCCUAUUUACGUAGAUACCUCUGAAAUGGUUGUCCAUUUCAAUAAUUACUCUUAUACAAUUGCCAGAAGAAAAUGUUAAUCAAAUCAAAUAAUUACCAACCAUAUACACUCCUUUCAACCUUCAUUCAAGCCAGUACAUUAUAGAUAACACAUAUGCCCAAAUUACGCGUCUUUCAAUAUUUAUGGAAGAAAUAUGUCUAUGCUCACUAUUGCACUUUCCUCUCAUUCGCUGUAUAUUAUUUAUUAUUCAUUCAUUCUCUUCUUUUGCAUCAACACACACACACACAAAUACCCCCUCACAACCUUUUCUUGUUUAUUAGAAUCUGUAUAUUAUAUACCUGUGCGUUUCUUUUCUAUA